GUGUGUGUGUGUGUGUGUGUGUGUGUGUGUGUGUGUGUGUGUGUGUGUGUGUGUGAACCUAUAAACCUUUAUGAGUCACUCAGAAAAGAGGAAGAGAUGGAGGAUCGUCUGAGUGGGUGGGGCUGAACAGGAUGGUGAUGGGAAUGAUGAUGAUGAAAGGGAGGAGAGAGAGAGAGAGAGAUGGAAGGAGGGAGGGAAAGGGGACGUGUUUCCGUGUGUCAGAUCUGGAGUUGGUGGUCGUCAUCGUUCCCAGAGCAGGAUUUGUAGAGAAUUUGUGAAUUGUAAAGGAAAGAAGAACCUGGAAUCCAUCCAUCCGUCUUUCCAUCCUUCUAUCUUUCUAUCUUCCCAUUUGAAACUCCAUCAGGAGGUUUUUUCCUUCUUCUUCCACUUUGCUCCUGUUUUCUUUCUAUUUGUGUGUUGUUGUUUUUUGGCUCGCCCCGUUGUGUGUGUGUGUGUGUGUGUGUGUGUGUGUGUGUGUGUGUGUGUGUGAGUGGAACCUGGAGCAGAACCAUGUCUCUGUGGAUAGGAAGUGAGACGGCGGAGGAGUGAGAACAGGAUGGCGUAUACACAGCUGGAACCCGUCAACGAGGGUCUGCUGUCCACAUUGACGGAUCUCUUGCUGUGCCGCUGGUCGUGUGGAGCAUGUUGGCGGUGGUUUUGGGAAUGUAGCUGCUGUCAGACCUCUGAGGAAGAAGUGGAGAUUCUGGGACCGUUUCCUGCACAGACGCCCUCCUGGCUCAUCAACGACUGUAAUGAUGAUAAAGAGUCCAACUCUCACCUGGUGCUGCAUGAUCUUGUCCCCCCAGCCCACACCGCCACUCCGGGCAGUACCAGUCCCAGCUGCACCAGUCCCAGUUGCCGGGGUGCCACCUCAGAGACCUCCCGCUCCACCUUCAGCCUCGCACGCCAGCUCUCCAGUUUGGAUUCGCGGCGUCCAAGCUCCCCACUGGUGGACACAAAGCCUGUUGAAUUCUGGGCCAUGUCCCCGAGAAAGGAGGCGGUUCAGCCCCUACGCAAAGCACAGCCUCCUCCAGACGACUAUUACCGCAAGCUGGAGCCUCGGCUGUACUCGUCUGAAUCUGGAGGAGAUGAUGUGGACUCUCUGAGUGAUGAGGAGCUCCUGCUGCGCUACCAGCUCGGUCUCCUGCACUUCAGUACGCAGUACGAUCUUGUGCGCUGCCAGCUGAUCGUGCGAGUCAUCGAAGCGCGGGACCUGCCCUCUCCUGGUGCAGGUGUAGCUCACUCCAACCCCUACGUUAAGAUGAGCCUCCUGCCUGACCACAAGAACUCACGGCAGACCGGCGUUAAGCGCAAGACGCAGAACCCUGUAUUUGAGGAGCGCUUCACAUUCGAGUUGCCGUUCCUCGAGGCCCAGCGCCGGACGCUGCUGCUCUCCGUGCUGGACUUUGACAAGUUCUCACGCCACUGCGUGAUCGGCAAAGUCACGCUCCCGCUCAGCGAGGUGGACCUGGUGAAAGGAGGACACUGGUGGAAGGCUCUUGUUCCCAGCUCACAGAAUGAGGUGGAACUCGGGGAACUGCUGCUGUCAUUAAACUACUUGCCAAGUGCCGGGCGACUGAAUGUGGACGUCAUCAGGGCCAAACAGCUGCUGCAGACUGACAUGUGCCAGGGUUCAGAUCCCUUUGUGAAGGUUCAGCUGGUGGCAGGCCUGAAGCUGGUGAAGACGAAGAAGACGUCGUGUAUGAGGGGAACCAUUGACCCCUACUUCAACGAGUCCUUCAGCUUCCGGGUUCCUCAUGAGGAGCUGAGUGAGGUUAGCCUGGUGUUUUCAGUUUACGGCCACAAUAUGAAGAGCAGUAACGACUUCGUGGGCCGCGUGGUGAUUGGUCAGUUCUCCACGGGGCCGGCUGAGACCACGCACUGGCGGCGUCUACUGCGUUCCCAGCGUACGCCGGUGGAACAGUGGCACAGCCUGCGGUCUCGCGCCGAGUGUGAUCGCGUCUCUCCUGCCUCGCUCGAGGUCACGUGAUGGACAGAGACAGGAAGUGUGGACCCAUUAGUGGGUGGGGCUUCAGAAGAGUGCUGAUCUGAUUGGACCUGAAACUGACUCGUGUUCUGCUCUGGUGUUAUUCACGAACCUUAUUCAGAACAUGGACUGCUGAGGAAGACCAUGCAGCACAACUCAUCACACUGACACUGUCUUCAUAGAGAACUUAAUAGCCUCAUCAUUGACUUGGCUCAGGCUGAGAUCAGCGGGAUCCUUCCUCAACCUCAUCUUCAUCCUCGUCCUCAACCUCCUCUCCUUGUCCUUCUCAUCCACCUUCUCCCAAUUCUCAUCAUUAUCAUCCUUCUCAACCUUAACAUCCUCUUCCUCAUCCAUUGACCUACUCCUCCUCUCUCUCUUCCUUGUCCUCAUCUUCCUUUUUCUCACCCAAGUCCUUGUCCAUGUCCUCCUUCUUCUCAUCUUUCUCCUCAUUCUCCUUUUCCUUAUCUUCUUGCUCAUCCCCUUACUCCUCUCUUUCUUCUUCCGUGUCCAUGUCCUUCUUCUCCUCAUCCUCUUCCUCCUCCUCUUCUUCAUUCUCCUCAUUUUGUUCCUCUUUUAUGUCGUUAUUCUCAUCCUUCUCCUUCUCCUCAUCUCCUUGCUCAUUCUUCUCAUCUUCCUCCUUGUCUAUGUCCUCCUCCUCCUACUGAUGUUGUGGGAUGUCGUUGCUUCUGUUAAUCAGCUGAUUGUAUUUUUUUGUAUUUCAGGUCUUUGUGAAUGAAUCAGUAAUAAUGCAGCUUUCAGUUCCACACUAUGAGCUCCGUCUGUGUGAGAUCUAGAAAUCUCUUAAUAUACGAGUGUCCAAUCAAAUCUGCUUCUGCAAUCCCAUUCCAAAAAUUUCUCAAAACUCUGAGCUCAAUCAGUCAAACGUUCUCCCGUCCUACUCGUGUAACAUGUCCAAUCCAAUCACAUUCUCUCGCUUUCUUUUAACAAAACUAUCUGAUCUUUUCUUUAUCCAAUCAAAACUAGUUUUUCAUUCAAACAAAAAAAACCUUUAACACUAUGGUCACAUGACUCUGGGUGUUUUUCUAAAGCCCUUUAGGUGGUGCUGUUGUGCUCAUGAACAUCAAUUUAUCAUCCAUCCAAUGAACGCGAUUUGGAUAUGAACAUUUUACACAUUAAAUUAUUUACAAAUUAAAAUACAUGCAACACAAAACCCCUCAGACGGAGCUUCAGACUCGUGUGUUCCUCAGGUGUGUUCUCAUUUAUUUAUUCAUUUAUUUUAAAUAUUUCCCCUGUGAUCUGCAGUCCUUUUGGUGUUGGAGUAGAUGAUGCAGACGUAUAUGUGUGUGUUUCUGUCUUAGUGGUCAUGUCCUGCCUCGUCUCUCGUCCAUAAGCAUCCGUCAGGAUUUGUAAGCGUAGUGUAAACCCAGGACGUGACGUAGCCACGUGUCGUGUUCGUGUCUUACGCUGUUUGUGUGAAUCUCAGUGUUUAUAUUCAAUUCGAGUAGAAACAAAUACGACUUUAGAAUCAUGAGCCAUGUGCCAGUGAUCUUAUUUAGGUAAAAUGUCUAGAUGUGUAAAGAUUCUCUUUAAUCUGUAAAUGUACAUGACUUACACUGACACUGUGUACGGACGAGAAGAACUGAACAAAAUAUGUGAUGCUUCAGGUUUUAAGAGAAAGAAAUAAACAAUAAACAAUAAAUGAAAUAAAGAGGUGCUGAAAUAAAA
Silurus meridionalis is the source of this 3673-nucleotide messenger RNA. RefSeq names its product synaptotagmin XVII (gene syt17). Gene Ontology annotation, cellular component: membrane. Gene Ontology annotation, molecular function: syntaxin binding; clathrin binding; calcium ion binding. Gene Ontology annotation, biological process: regulation of dopamine secretion; calcium-ion regulated exocytosis; cellular response to calcium ion. The record is from RefSeq and is a predicted model, not a curated record. Bases 557 to 1990 code for a protein of 477 amino acids. NCBI's taxonomy places the organism in Eukaryota, Metazoa, Chordata, Actinopteri, Siluriformes, Siluridae. The transcript is spliced from 8 exons.